GCCGUGAGGGGCGCGCCCGGAGCUGUGCGGGGCCGGGGCCGGGGCCGGGGCCGGGGCCGGGGCCGCCCUCAGAGCUCCGGGCAGGGCCUGCCUGGGCUCCUGGAGAGACGAGGGAUGGAGGGACAGGACACCGCGAAUGGCUCCCGGAGGGGUGGCUGGGAUGCUGGGGUAAAUAUUUAAUUGAAUUAGGCUGGGGUGGAACUCGCGGAGAGUCCGUGGUUAUCCCUGGCAGUGUCCCAGGCCAGGUUGGACAUUGGAACGCUCUGGGAUAGUGGAAGGUUUUUUCCUACUAUCUCAUCUGACCGUGCUUGCUUUCCAUUUCAACCCUUUCCCCUUUAUCCCGUCGCUAUUGUAAACAGCCUUACCUCAUCUUUCCUGUAAGUUCCUUUCAGGGAUUAAAAAGGGGGAAAUUUGCUUUUUUUUUUUUUUUUUUUUUUUUUUUUUUUUUUUUUUUCCUAAAUGAAGAAUUCUAUCCAAGCAUUUAGUGCAAUCCGCUAGAGAUUUGAAAGGAACGCUGCUCAGAUUUCACAGCUAAUGUUCAAUUAGCUACAGUGCUAAUUGGUCCUGUACAUUUACCCUGUGGAUCUGAACUAAUCCAUGCUUAGGCUUGAUCACAGCUGAGUUGUGAUUUUACCCACUUACAGUGCUUAAAUUUGUUGUGUUCUGACUGGAACAGCCCAACGUAUAUCCCGUGCUGCUGUAAGUAAUCAUGUGAAACUGGCCUUGUUUCAUUUUUAUUUUUGUUUUUAUUUUUAUUUGCAGUGCUGCCCCAUGGCCACCACCCCAGCAGAGAGCUCCGGGGAGGGGCUGGGGUUGAGCCAGAGUCACAGCAGCUCUGCUUUGGACUAUUCAGGAGACUCCUUUGAGUCCUUCAGUGAGGAGGAGAGCCAAGCACCUGGAUCCUGGUGUUCCACUGAGGAUUUGGAGGGGUCAGCUGUGUCAGAGGUGUUGGAAAGCUCAUCUUCACUGGCAGGCCAAAGUCCUGCAGAGGAAGAGUCUGAAGCAGUGGAUGCUGCAGCUGUGGAAAGAGCUGCCAUAGGAAAAUGGAUUGAUGCCAUGGGAAAAGGGAUUGAUAUAAAACAUAAAGACACUGGGGUUAGACCAGACAACUCUGUCAUCUCGGCUCCUGCUGGAAUUCCUGAAUUCUCCCAAGAAGAGCUGGAUGCUCUCAGGUGUUUCUGCAGCAGGAGGAUCAGCAGGAUGCAGCAGGAGCAGGCACAAAGGUGCAGGAAGCUGCACUGGGGAAUCCCAGCAAGGCAGAGUGAGAGAGGAAAUUCCUGUGCUGUUCCUGCCCGGCUGAUGAACAGGAUCCUGCUGGAAAACACCAGGCAGGCUGUGAAACAGGUGACAGAAGCUGAAAUCCAUGAGGCUUCAACAUGUCCUGACUGCCAGCAGAAGGAAGCAGAGCUGGCCAAGGCUGCCUUUCUCAGGCACAAAAAGACUCUGCUGGAAGGUGCUUUAAUCCAAGAGAAGUUGGAGAAACAGCUUUACUCCAGAGACAUGCUCACACUUCUAGGAGAAGCACUCAGAAGCUUUCCCAAACCUUCAGAGGAUCCCAGGGAUCUGUGGCAAAGGCUGAAGGGUCAGGAAAUGGAAAACCACAAUCAACCAUAACUCCAGUGGAUGAAGAACUGGGAGAGCCUCCUGUGAGCAGUCACCUCCAGAAUUCCAAUGAUUUUGGAUCUGAGCUGCUCUGGCAGUGAUGGAUUGGGUGCUGCUUUAAUAUUCCUGCAGGUGGAACUAGGUCUGCGGUGUGAGUCAACCCUUUCUCCUUCCUCAGUGCAAAUGUUGCAAUAUAUUGUAAUCCAUCUCCCUAGGUUUCUCAAAUUCUAGAAGCCAAGAGUUUCCAUUAUUAAUCUGGCAAGGCAGAUGUAUUGUCUUUUUUUUUUUUAUUUUAUUUUUUUUGUGGGAUUGCAGAGCAGCUCCCAACUGCUUCCAUCCAUAAGGAAAAUAAAUGAUUCUGUUUGUCAGGCCAGGGAGGUGUAAUUACUGCAUUUCAGCUCAGUCUUUGCCCACUGUCUCAUGGUAAAUUGAAAGUGAGAGCCCCAGGUGGAGGACAAAAAGCCAAGUUAACUAUAGAAAGCAGUGAAAUGAAAUGCAGUAUUUAUAGAGGGGAAAUAAUGAGGCUGUUACAGAAAUUAAUCAGCAGGACUGGGGAUG
This is a messenger RNA of Cinclus cinclus, 2160 nucleotides long. RefSeq names its product chromosome 15 C8orf48 homolog (gene C15H8orf48). The record is from RefSeq and is a predicted model, not a curated record. The transcript is spliced from 5 exons. Bases 772 to 1614 code for a protein of 280 amino acids. NCBI's taxonomy places the organism in Eukaryota, Metazoa, Chordata, Aves, Passeriformes, Cinclidae.